AUGGCAGACGUUCGCGCGUUACUCAAGGCGAAACGGGAGGAAAUUCGAGUCACUCAUCCGCUAGCAUCUUAUACCAAUGGUCAACUUCGCUGUAUUGCCUGUGGACCCGUAAAGCAAGCCUCAGCCUGGGACGGGCAUGUGGGGAGCAAAAUUCACCGAACCAACGUCGCUCGUUUGCGAGAAGAAGAACGUCGACAGGAGGCGGAACAGUUGAAACGCGAAAAGGAAAAAGAAGAGCAAUUGGCCAGCAACAACGUCUCAAAUGGCAAGCGGAAAGCUGAGCAACAGGAAAUGGAAGACUCAGACACAGAAUUAAAACGGCGCAAAACUGACACUCGCUUUCCUGCUGAUUUCUUCUCUGAUCCUUCACGCGCCGCAAUAAUCAUGCAGGAUGAUGAUGAAGAAGGAAAGGAGACGGCUCAUGGCUCUCUUGAUGCGGAAUGGGAGCGUUUUCAGCGAGAUGUGGUCAAUGUGUCUGAUGGGGGAGAUGCUCGUCGAGAAACAUACGAAAACGCGACAGUUAUGGCUGAGCCGGAGCUCGUAACAGACAACAUGGAAGGGCUACCCAACCAGCAAGACCAACCAGACACGACGUCCAAGCCCCAAGAUGCAGAACAAUUGCGACGAGAGCAGGAGAUGGAUGAACGUGAAUUAAUAAUGGACAGGUUAUUGGAGGAGGAACGAGCGCAGGAAGAGGCGGAUAUGAAAGUAACGCUGUUAAGAAACCGUAUGGAGGCACUAAUGCGCAAGAGGAAUGCAGCAAAGGCUGCGAAAACCAAGUCUUGA
This is a messenger RNA of Mycena indigotica, 786 nucleotides long. RefSeq lists its product as uncharacterized. Lineage: Eukaryota; Fungi; Basidiomycota; Agaricomycetes; Agaricales; Mycenaceae. Gene Ontology annotation, biological process: mitotic DNA damage checkpoint signaling; mitotic DNA replication checkpoint signaling; nuclear DNA replication. The transcript has a single exon. Gene Ontology annotation, cellular component: spliceosomal complex; nucleus. Gene Ontology annotation, molecular function: zinc ion binding; nucleic acid binding. Bases 1 to 786 code for a protein of 261 amino acids. The record is from RefSeq and is a predicted model, not a curated record.